AUGGCUGAGCCUGGCCUCAGUCAUGUGGCGUCCCGCUGCAGUCGCACCUCCCAAGUCUCCUCCAACCUCCACGCAGCCGGAGAGGCUCUGGGUAUGUGCCCCGUGGGCUCCGCCCAGCCCCAGGUCCCCGCGAAGCUGCUGCCGGAGCCCGACGUGUCGUUGGUGCGCAAGAAGUAUGUGCUGUCGUCCUUCCAAGAUGCCCUCAUGAGGCACACCUCCCUGGUCACACAGCUGGUGGCUCAGGACCAGAGAGUCUGCAUCCACUUCACAAGCAUGCUUUUUGGACUUGUAUGCAGUGUGGAAGAUGGGAGUGUAACAGACAUCUGUAUUGAAGUCCUUAUCCAGCUUACAACGCAGCUGAAACUGGAGGAGACCAUCAAUUGCCUGCUGGAUGAGUGCCACAAACAGCUGUGUAACAUGCCCUCCAUGCGAGGCAGCCUGGCCACACUGACCCUUCUCGGCAAGUUGGUGGAUGCUAUCCCUGCUGUGGCAGACAAGCUUGUAGUGGAGCAUGGCAACCUGAUGGAGCAUCUUUUGAGAGGCUUAGUAUACCCCAGUGAGGGGGUGCAAGCUUCGGUCUGUUACCUCUAUGGGAAGCUAUACUCUUCACCAGUGGCAGCCGAGAUGCUUUCGGGACACUUCCGGGAGAAGCUAUGUCCCCUCUUCCUUUCUAUCCUGGACGGUGCACAGACAAAGGAGCUACAGAUCAACUGCUUGGGUUUGCUGAGGCAGCUGCUGAAGUAUGAUCUCUUUGUGUCCAUGAUCAUGAACAAGUCUUCCCUGGCAGAAAGUGCUGAGAAUGUAGAGAGGCCACCAGGAGAGAGCUCACUGCCUUUGGUGCUCAAAAAGCUUCUCCUCUCUAGAGAUGAGAUCCUGCAGAUUGCCAGUGCCCACUGUAUAACUGCGGUGUUGGUCCACUCCCCAGCGAAGCAUGCCCUGGCCUUCAUCCAGGCUGAUAUCCCAGAGUUCCUCUUUGAGCAUCUUUCCUCUUCCAGUGAAGUGCUCGUCUGGUCCAGCUACAACUGUUUGAUACUCUUGGCAGAAGAGCCAUUCUUCUUUUCCAAGUGCCAUACGGUAUACGGGAUUGAGGCGGUGGUAAGGAGCCUACAGGGAAGCCUGAAGAUGAACAACACGGAGCUGCACAGGCAGGGCCUGCUGCUCUUUGCUGAGAUCUUGACUCGGCAGCCAGAGGAGAUCAAGCUGUUCACAACCUCAGCCAUGUGCAGAGAUGCUGGCCGUGCCCUCCAAGAGGCAGUGAGCAGCCCUGUACUGGAGGUGGCCACCGAGGCAGUGAAGGCCAUUUCUGCUUUUCUGAGGAAGGAUCAUCAGAGUGUUCCACCUGUGCAGUACAGGGAACUGCGAGCCUUGCUUGAAGCCAUGCUGAACCGAUGUGCGGAGUUUUCCCAGACCCCUCUGAGCAGGAGGCCCCUGGGCCAUGCCUCCAGUAGAGAUUCAGAGAAGGCCAUUCUUCGAAGGGGAAAGUUCCUCCUGAGCACUUUGGAAGGAUUUAGAAAUGCCUGCAGGUUGGCUGUGGAAUUCCAGAGUGAGCCUUCAGCCCAGGAGAAUCCAUUUACAGCUCCCAGUGCCGAGAAGGAAGACACCUUGGAGGCUUUCUCAGAAUUUCUUCUCAGUGCCAGUGACUGUCUGUGUAUCCCCAUGGUGAUGAGGCACUUGGAGCAGGCCACCCACCCAGCCUUGAUGGAAGUUUUCCUCUCGAUUCUAUACAACCUCUUUGUCAUCGUACCCCACAUGAAGGAGAAGUUCUCCAAGAAACUCGCUGCCUCAUCCUUCAUACAACUGACCCUGGAGCUGAAGGCCAGGUUCUGCAGUGGCCUGAGUUACUCAGCUCUAAACCAGGUGUGUUCCAAUUUCCUCUACAACAUGUGCCUCAACCUCCUCUCAUCUCUAGAGAAGACAGGACCACCUUCCCAAGAAGAGCUCUCUACAGUGUCUGAGUUCCUGCACCAUGGGCUGCCCCAGAUAAGCAGCAGGGGUCCUGAAAGCCUUGCCUUUUUGUCUGAUCGCCAGUAUGUGGAGGGAGCUGCUCGCCAGAGACAGUUCUGCAUCCUGCUCCUCUUCUACUUGGCCUACAUCCACGAGGACAGGUCAGCUGUGAUCAGUGCAAUCAGAAAAUUUCUAGAAAUCAUCCCGGACCUGCACCUAGUCUACACCCAUCAUCCCCUCCUGCUCAGGUUCUUCCUGUUGUAUCCAGAGCUGAUGAGUAGGUUUGGGCACCGUGUCCUGGAACUUUGGUUCUCCUGGGAAGAGAGCAGCUACGAGGAACUGGAUGAUGUCCCUUCUGCUGGGCAGCCCACCCUUCCUACUGGCUUAAUGUCCCUGUUCCAAAUGCUCAGAAGCAGUCCCAGCAUCCUGCUCAUUUUGCUAGACCUUGUCUAUUCCAGCCCAGUGGCAACAGCCCGCAAGGUACUGAUUGUCCUGAGGACCUUCCUGAGGAGGAAUGAGGAUGUCCAAGUGGGUGGUCUCAUCCGUGGCCACUUCCUGCUGAUCCUGCAGCAUCUUCUGGUGGAGCAUGGGUCCUCCCCCUCAGGAGCCUCAGGGAACCUGCCACUGCUGCUGAGCCUCCUCUCCUUAGUGCAGCUGAGGAACAAGUCAGAGCCGGAACUGGACAGCAUGGCCAUGAAGCUCCUUCACCAAGUGAGUAAGCUGUGUGGGAAGUGCAGCCCCUCUGACGUGGACAUCCUGCAGCCCUCCUUCAACUUCCUGUAUUGGAGCCUUCAUCAGACCACGCCUGGUAGUCAGAAAAGAGCUGCUGCAGUGCUCCUGAGCAGCACAACCCUGAUAGAGCUUCUGGAGAAGAUCCUGGCGCUCACCUGGGCAGAGGCAGGCUCUCCCAGGACCGCUCUCCUCUGCUCUGCCUGGCUGCUCACUGCCUCCUUCUCUGCCCAGCAGCAUGAUGGCAGUUUGCAGGUUCACCAGACGCUGUCCGUGGAACUGGAUGAAGUAUUGAAGGCCCUCAGCUUUCCAAAUAGAAAGGCUGCCCUGCUCUCAGCUGCCAUCCUGCGCUUCCUGCGGACAGCCCUUCAACAAAGGUUUUCCUCUGCCCUGGUGGCCCUGGUGCCCUCAGGGUCCCAGCCACCACUAGCCUCCGAGGACACUGUCUUAGCUCCACUGGGAACAUCACAAGUGCUGUCGCUGGUCAUUGGGCUGCAGAACCUCCUGGUGCAGAAGGACCCUCUGUUGUCCCAGGCCUGUGUUGGCUGUCUGGAGGCCUUGCUUGACUACCUGCAUGCCAGGAGCCCAGACAUUGCAUUCCACGUGGCCUCCCAACCCUGGAAUCGGUUUUUGCUGUUUACUCUCUUGGAUGUGGGAGAGAAUUCCUUCCUCAAAUCUGAGAUCUUGAGGCUCAUGACCCUGUUUGUGCGGUACCGGAGCAGCAGCAUCCUCUCUCAUGAAGAUGUGGGUCAUGUUAUACAAGGGGCAGCUUUGGCUGACCUGUCUGCUCUCUCAAACACCACACUCCAGGCUCUGCGUGGCUUCUUCCUGCAGGUCCAGAGCAUGGGCCUCCUGGCUGAUGACAGCACGGCCCACACCCUGCGGGCCUCCCUAGAGGGCCUCUCCCCUAGCGCCUCCUCGGCCAAGCCACCCCUGCAGGACAUGGUCUGCCUGGGAGGGGUGGCUGUAUCCCUGUCCCACAUCAGAGACUGACCCUCAGAAGGCCCAGGGACGGAGAGAACUGAGACCUGGAGAUAAAGUCGGGGCAUAAUUUUUGGAGAAAUGUAUGAUGAUUAAAGCCAUUCAUCUGGAGCUAUUUACUCCAUGAAAUGAAAUCAGGAAAUAAAAUAAUACACUCACAUACCU
Messenger RNA from Galeopterus variegatus (Sunda flying lemur), 3819 nucleotides. It is a transcript of the gene MEI1, whose product is annotated as meiosis inhibitor 1. The transcript has 31 exons. Bases 1 to 3666 code for a protein of 1221 amino acids. The record is from RefSeq and is a predicted model, not a curated record. Lineage: Eukaryota; Metazoa; Chordata; Mammalia; Dermoptera; Cynocephalidae. Gene Ontology annotation, biological process: meiosis I.